This is a messenger RNA of Larimichthys crocea (large yellow croaker), 2153 nucleotides long. It is a transcript of the gene mcfd2, whose product is annotated as multiple coagulation factor deficiency 2, ER cargo receptor complex subunit. The transcript has 4 exons. The record is from RefSeq and is a predicted model, not a curated record. Gene Ontology annotation, molecular function: calcium ion binding. NCBI's taxonomy places the organism in Eukaryota, Metazoa, Chordata, Actinopteri, Sciaenidae. Bases 140 to 619 code for a protein of 159 amino acids.
CAAUGAGCUGUCGUGUCCAAGUGCAACUACGGCAAGCCGCUUAGUCCUUUCCGCGCUGUGACUGGUCAUUGUUACCAGACAACUAAGAAAACAACAUAACAGUCCACGGAGUGACGUGAGGAUACAAACUACUUUUGAAAUGAGGAGAGGCAGGUGUAGUGUGUAUUGGGGGGGUCUUCUCCUCCUCCUGUCCUCUCUGCUGUGUGUUCACUCUCAGGGGGAUCCACACCACCACCAGCAGCAGCAGCCACCGGUCAUCGAGAGUGGAGCUCACAUAACCGGCCACGGUCAUGGUCGCCUGGACAAAAACAUGAUUCAGGACAAAGACCACAUCAUGGAGCAUUUAGAGGGAGUCAUAGACAAACCAGAGAAGGACAUGACACCGCAGGAGCUUCAGCUGCACUAUUUCAAGAUGCAUGAUUACGAUGGCAACAACCUGCUGGAUGGAUUGGAGCUAGCCACAGCUAUCACACACGUACACAGGGAGGAGAGAGGCGAGAACAGCCAGCCAAUGAAAGAAGAGGACCUCAUCACUCUCAUCGAUGACGUUCUGAGGGACGACGACAAAAACAAUGAUGGUUACAUAGAUUACGCAGAGUUUGCCAAAUCACUGGAGUAAGAUGUUACGUGAACACUGACACUCUUCAUGUCCACAACAACAACAACCACAAGGAAUCUGCAGAGAAGAGAAGUCAAACCGAGGCACUGCCACCACGCUGUCUAGAGAACUACUGUUUAAUCUCUGCUUUCUCUUAAGGGUGAUCAAUCAGGGUUAUUAGUAAUUUAUGAAGUUUUGGUACUUUCUAAGCUUAUGCUACUUUUUUAUGUAAUGUUCAAGCCGGUAGCAGCAAAACUGGUUAUACCAAUAAUUUGAUAAGCAAAACAAAAAAAAGUAGCAAAUGCCCCUUUUUUUUUCUUAGUUUGACUCUGGUGUGUGAGUACACUUCAAGUGAACGUUCUGCACCCUCUGCUUUUGUAGAUUCCUUGAAAUAAUGCUGUUUAUAAAGGGUCAAUUCACCCAUUAUCACUAAUAGACAUUUUUUUUUACUCAACCCCUCUGACCUCUGACAAAAGGCCUACACAAUAAAAGCCCAAAACUUCCACAGGAAACUAGUAAAACUACCAGUGAAAGCUGUCCACGUGUACAGCAUCACAAACAAAACCUCCAUUGUGGUGCUGUGGCAGCAGAGGUCUCAGUGGAAGUUAUGGCAAAUAAAAAGAAAUCCAUCGUCAUUGUUACAGUAAGGGAAUAUGUUUUUGUGAUUUUUCGUAUUUUGGGGUGAAUCGGCCCCUUAUACAUGCAGUACACUCUACAGUGUGCGCUCUUCUUUUAGUGGUGCUACAUUUAAUUCAGUCUAGUAGCCCGAUAGCAUCUAAACAGAGUGUCAUCACUUUGAAUGGACCACAGGUUCCGUCUGAAGUGUUUUGACUGUGUGGACCAAAUGAUUCCUUCCGUGAAUCCAUUUCAUUUGCUGCUUGUGAUGAGGACGAGACAAAAGGGGCGCUCUCAUCGCAUGGAAAGUGGCCUUGACUUGCUCAGAUGUGCAGUAUAUAGCCUGGUGUAGUGUGUGUGUGUGUGGAGCAGAAGCUUACUUUAGAGGGGAAGCUUGAGGUUGCCAGCAGCACGUCAGCACCGCGUUUACUGUUGUUUUCAUGAAGACUACCACAAUUAUAUGAGCCAAUCACAAUCAUCUUCACUGUAGUCUGUCAGCCAGCAGAUACUUGACAUGAAUCUAACGUCAUGGAGUGAAUGUAAAGCAGCACCGUACUGCUGUUUCUUUAUCACUGGAUAAGCUAGACUUAAAGCACACUGGUUAAUGCCGCAGUUGUUUCAAAGCCGAUUUCCCUUCGUCGGGUUUCCAGUAAAGCACUUGUUCUGAACCAGUGAACACAACACGUUUGCUUCAAUUCAUUAGCUGCCUUUAAAACAGAUCUGGAUGGAACAUGGUCAGGUCUCUGUGUGUCACAUCCAUCUGUGAUUAUUUCUAAAGUAUGAUUUUUGUAUGGAUGAAUCUAUAUUUUUGCCAUCAGUAUUGAUCCUUCAAUCAAUUCAGGUUGUUGGCUGAUAAAUAUUUAAACAGCUGAGAGCAGAACAGAUGCAACUGUGUUGUUUCUGGAAUGUGAAAUAUUAAAAUAAAUCUCUAAUCUACACA